Molecule: messenger RNA, 1465 nt
Organism: Owenia fusiformis
Lineage: Eukaryota; Metazoa; Annelida; Polychaeta; Sabellida; Oweniidae
Source: the annotation of a GenBank genome assembly
UGAUGAUCCGGAAAACGUUCAGGGUAAAUUGUUAAGAACGGGCAUUUCUCUCAAUAUUCCGGUUGUGUAUUUAUUUAUUUAUUUUAUCGCUAUGUACAGGUACGAUCCUUAAAGUGACAAACAUCUGGUGUUUCUACAGAAUGGUAGCGAAUACUCGAACCAGCAGCACACAGUGAAGGAUAUUCCAACAAUAAAAUUUGAUCAAACAUAUCUUAACAAUGAGUUGACAUACAGAAUGGUCUUUUAAUAGAAAUUGAAUGCAAUAAGUUGGUUUAGUUGUGUAAAGAGUAUUAAAUAUCCAGAAGUUAACAACAAACGGCACAUAGAACAUAGAAACGAAGACAGGAUUGUUCAUUUCUUUAAGACUCGAGAAACAAUAAUUUGGGAACUUAAAUUACACAUUACAGGGAAAUGUUCAAAGUGAGUUGAGCGAACAAAGAUACAGAGAAGACAUUAUGGGCUGCUCAAGUUCGACUGGCGGGGCAGCAGGUGAACUACCCACCGGCCCAGUAAAGACAGUUGACCCUAGGCUACCAUUUAAGACUUAUAGACAAUUGUUUAGCUUGAAGAAUCACUGGAAAACAGUACAGAGAAAAAUGGAUGCAACUGCCGUCGAUGCAUUUAUCAGCUUCUUCCGAAAGCAUCCUGAACACAAAGCUCUGUUCGAUGCCGACUGGAUGAAACACGUGGACGACGACAACGAAGAGAUGAUCCGAGAGAGUAUAGCGUUCGAAAACCACGCUGUGGCUAUCUGGACAGUCUAUGACGAGGUUAUGGAGGACCUCGAUGGAAAUGUCGGUGGUGCAAUAAGAACAUUACAUUCAACUGCAAAAAUACAUAAAAAUAUUGAUGGCUUUAGUUCUGACUUUUUCAAGGAUUUUAAAGGAGUGUUUAUAGAUGGUGUUAAGAACGCGCUUGGCGAUCGCUACACAGACGCUGCUGACGAAAACUUUCAAAACUUUUAUGCAUUUCAAUUGAAACAUUUAGAAGCAGCUUUUAAUAAAUAAUGCAUUGUUGAAUCGGUCUAGUGCCAAGGCAGAAGGACAUGCCAGUUAGAUAAUGGCCCGUGUAAAUAACGUACUUGUAAAUAGAGAGGGUCACUUGACGUGUAAAUAUUGAGAUAUUUCUUGGAGUUGUGCCUUGUACUGCCAUCAACUGACCAUCGACUAUUAUUCUGCGACUGCGGCCAUCUCCAUCUUUGGACGAUCGGUCUAAGUGCUCACUAUUCAUAAGUCAUUAAUCAUAGGUAAACAAUUUAACCAGUCUACCUCUGCAUUAUCAACGAUGGAUUGUUGACCUGAUGAUCUCCUAGGUGGAAAAAUUACUGUUGACCUCGACCAGAUCAGACCUCGCGAUUUAUACAGUGGAGGUCUAUAAAUCCAAUUCCCUUCAGCAAUUGUAUUGAGAGGAUAAAUGACGAAAAUGACGUGCUACAUGUAGUUGUUGAUAACAAGGGAAAUGCCAU